GAGUUGGGGGCGGGCAGCGCAGAGGCUGGAGCGAGGCAUCGGGAUGCAGCGCCCCGGGCCCUUCAGCACCCUCUGCGGGCGGGUCCUAGCCCCACUGCCCGGGCGGGCCGGGGGCGCGGCCUCUGUCGGAGGCGGGAACAUCUGGGGCCUCCCGGGCUCCCACGUGCAGCUGCCGGGGCGUGUACAGUCUGGGUCUGUCGGCUCGGGAAGCACUGUCGCUAGCGGCCAGGUCUCUCACAGUCUCUGCCCGGCUCCCACGACGAUGUCCAAGGCUGAGGAGGCCAAGAAGCUGGCGGGCCAUGUGGCCGUGAAGAACCAUGUGAGGAAUAACCAAGUACUGGGAAUCGGAAGUGGUUCUACAAUUGUCCAUGCUGUGCAGCAAAUAGCUGAAAGAGUGAAGGAAGAGAAUCUGAGCGUUGUGUGCAUUCCUACCUCCUUCCAGGCCCGGCAGCUCAUCCUGCAGCAUGGCUUAACACUCAGUGACCUGGAUCGACACCCAGAGAUCGACCUUGCUAUCGAUGGUGCUGAUGAAGUAGAUGCUGAUCUCAACCUUAUCAAGGGCGGUGGGGGCUGCCUGACCCAGGAGAAGAUUGUGGCUGGCUAUGCCAGUCACUUCAUCGUGAUCGCUGACUUCAGGAAAAAUUCAGAGAACCUUGGGGAUCAGUGGCACAAGGGGAUCCCUCUUGAGGUCAUCCCAAUGGCCUAUGUCCCAGUGAGCCGAGCUGUGACCCGGAAGUUUGGGGGUGCAGUUGAGCUUCGGAUGGCCGUCAACAAGGCAGGUCCUGUGGUGACAGAUAACGGGAAUUUUGUCCUGGACUGGAAGUUUGACCGGGUGCACAAAUGGAAUGAAGUGAACACAGCUAUCAAAAUGAUCCCAGGUGUGGUGGACACAGGCCUGUUCAUCAACAUGGCUGAGAGAGUCUACUUUGGGAUGCAGGACGGCUCGGUGGACAUAAGAGAGAGGCCUCGGUUGAUCCUGCAAGGAGCAGAAUGCUCACUUUGAGUCUCCAGCCACACCUGGGUGGACACGGUGCCUCCCAGAGCCUUCGCCUUAAUAUGUCCAUGCCAGGGUGGACAGCUGGCCAUGAGGAGGGGGCAGUGGAUAAAAUCCAGUCUUCUCAAAUAUUGUUAUUGUAUGUCUUUUUAAAAAGAGAGAUUUAAACAUAUAUAUAUAUAUAUAUAUAUUUAUAUUUUUACUAUUAAACAUACUCAGUUUUUUUAUAAAGUAGAACUUGAUUUCAUGUUUUAUAUAAAAUAUUUACCAAAAAAAAAAAAUGGAGAGGAGGGAUGGGAUGGGACUGUCUUUGACACUUUUGACUUGAGCCUACUGGUUAAGCUUUUGAAUAGUGAGUUUGCUGGGAAAUAAAAAUCAAAACUUUUCUUUAAGUUGGUGAAAUGAAGGGCCCAGCCAGCAGUGACGUUCUGAUGCCUUACAGGAAACCUUGUUUACUUCUCUGCCACUCUCUGUUCUGUUUUUAGGUAGCUUUCCUUGUGAUCACGCACAAUUCCUACUUCCAUUUUAAGAUAAAGUUUACAAAAGUCUGAGAAGAGCAGCAUGAUAUGUAGUGACUUGGAAUGUGAACUAGCAGGGGGAAAACUUGGUAAUUUUGUUCCUAUUAAAGGUUUUGUUCUGAUCCCUGUCUUUGGAAGCAAUUAGCCAGAAAUACUUGGCAGUACUGCCAGAGCACUGCUGUGAAAUGUGAAGUAUUUGUUUUUUUAAAAAAUGAUUUUCUUUUUGUUGAUUUUUGUUGUUGUUGUUCCUUUAGUAUUGCAUGGUUCAGUGUCAAAAGUUUUCACCUAUUUAUGAUGUUUGAAGGUUGAAAUAAAACAUUGUGGUGCCAUUUGA
Heterocephalus glaber (naked mole-rat) is the source of this 1846-nucleotide messenger RNA. It is a transcript of the gene Rpia, whose product is annotated as ribose 5-phosphate isomerase A. NCBI's taxonomy places the organism in Eukaryota, Metazoa, Chordata, Mammalia, Rodentia, Bathyergidae. Gene Ontology annotation, molecular function: ribose-5-phosphate isomerase activity. The record is from RefSeq and is a predicted model, not a curated record. Gene Ontology annotation, biological process: D-ribose metabolic process; pentose-phosphate shunt, non-oxidative branch. Gene Ontology annotation, cellular component: cytoplasm.